UCACGUACGGACAAGCCGUUUUUUAUUUUGUAACUAUUAAUGCAUAUAGUAUAAAAGACCAUGUGAUCACCGGACAAUUAUUCUGUUUACAGCAUUCCAAAUAAUAAACAUGUCCACCGUGACCGUUCUAGUUUCUUGCAUCCAGGUUUUCUUGGCACAGAAUGUGUUCAGCCAAUGCCUCGGCGCUGGUCCUCUCGCUAACGGCGUAGGUCUGGGCUACGGAGCAGGGCUCGGUCCAUACGCUGCGGGUUUGGGCCAGGUUGAGGCUCUAGCUGGUCCCUAUGGAGCUGGUUUGGGUCUCGGUGUAGGUCCAGCGCUCGUUCCAGAGUUGAUUGCUCCAGGUGUGUCACCCUUCGGCUUGGACGCUCUUGCUGGUGCUUACGGAGGUGCUGGUAUAGGUGAUAUAGCAGUCGCUGGUGAGAUGCCCGUCGCUGGAACCACCCUCGUCGCUGGACAGGUGCCCAUACUCGGAGCUGUUCGCUUCGCUGGUGACCUGCCGGCCGCUGGCACAGUCUCCAUCGCUGGCAGCUGUGGUUGUGGUGCCGGAGCUUAUUUAUACUAA
Molecule: messenger RNA, 562 nt
Organism: Danaus plexippus (monarch butterfly)
Lineage: Eukaryota; Metazoa; Arthropoda; Insecta; Lepidoptera; Nymphalidae
Product: chorion class CA protein ERA.1-like
Exons: 2
Coding region: 110-562 (150 amino acids)
Biological process (GO): chorion-containing eggshell formation; multicellular organism development
Cellular component (GO): egg chorion
Molecular function (GO): structural constituent of egg chorion
Source: RefSeq, a predicted model, not a curated record